UGAGAGAGGGACAGCCACAAACUCGGAGCGACCAGCGGACCUACAGCGCUCUCCGCCGCGCUGGCCUGCGUCCAUCCGCGGCGGCUGCGGCUGCGGCUCCGGCUGGGUGACGGCGAUCCGGACUCUGCGCCCAAUAUCUUGCGCGAUGGCGCUGGGCCGGCGUGCUCAGUAGCCCUGGUGUUCGCACCAGACCGCCGAACACACGCCGGCAAGAUGUGGCGGUUUGUCGCGGUUUCAACCGUCGCGCUGCUGUGCUGGACCACCUGUUCAGCCGAGGACGGUGCGCUGCGUGUGUUCGCCGGCGCCAACCUGACCCUCCCCUGUCCGCACCACUCGGAGGUGGCUGACCCGCUGAUGGUGACGUGGUCGUGUCGCGGCUGCGGCCGCGGCCCGGCUCCGGUCACCGUCGCCCAGUACGGCCGAGACGGCAGCGUCAGUCGGUCCGACGGCCGCGUGCGACUGGUGCUGCCCACCUUCCAGCUGCACAUCUACCCGGCCAGCACCCAGGACGCCGGGGUGUACGUGUGCUCCGUCAACAACGCACCCAGCGCCGAGUCCAUCACCGUCACGGUGGAAGACGUGCCGCGGGCUCCGCAGCGCCCCCUGGUGGUCAGCUUCACCUCCAGGUCCGCCGAGCUCUCGUGGGCCCCGCUGUACUCGCAGACGGGCGCCUCUGCGCUCAGAUACCUCCUGCAGAAACGCCGGUACGACCCGCCGGCGCCGUGGGACCUGCAGCACGAGAUCACCAUCCCGGACAACAGGACCACCUUCAACGUCACCGGCCUCAAGCCUUUCACCGCCUAUAGCUUCCGCAUCUUCUCGGUCAACAAAGUCGGCCGCAGCCUGGCCAGCGAGCCCUCCUACCCGAUGGUCACGCACCGAGAACCGCCGAGCGGCAAGCCCACCGUCGUCAAAACGUUCAGUCCCACCGCUGACACCAUUGAGGUCAUCUGGAGGCCGCCGGACCGCUCCGAGAUGAACGGAGAGUUCAUCGGUCACGUGAUUGCGUACCGACCACGUGACCUGGACGGGGCGGAGUGGACUACGAUCGACCUACCCGGCAACGUGAACGAAACCACAAGCUAUAUAAUCGAGGACUUGACGCCCUAUACGGAAUACCUAAUACGAGUCGGCAUCAAGAACAUGGUGGGACUCGGACCGUACGCCGUCGUCAGGGAAACGACCUUGGAAGGAGUUCCAGACCGGCCAGAAAACCUCACGAGCCGGUGCAUCCCAACGGCGUCAUAG
Molecule: messenger RNA, 1248 nt
Organism: Pollicipes pollicipes
Lineage: Eukaryota; Metazoa; Arthropoda; Thecostraca; Pollicipedomorpha; Pollicipedidae
Product: protein sidekick-2-like
Exons: 8
Coding region: 214-1248 (344 amino acids)
Biological process (GO): cell-cell adhesion
Molecular function (GO): protein binding
Source: RefSeq, a predicted model, not a curated record